Molecule: messenger RNA, 1355 nt
Organism: Alexandromys fortis (reed vole)
Lineage: Eukaryota; Metazoa; Chordata; Mammalia; Rodentia; Cricetidae
Gene: Thoc6
Product: THO complex subunit 6
Exons: 13
Coding region: 109-1134 (341 amino acids)
Biological process (GO): mRNA export from nucleus
Cellular component (GO): transcription export complex; THO complex
Molecular function (GO): protein binding
Source: RefSeq, a predicted model, not a curated record
GGCGCAACGAGAAGAGCCACUCUCAGGCACGUAGGGAUUCGAAAGGUUCUGUCGAGCGUCGCGAGGUUGUGUCGCGCGUAGAGCCCUCUGGGAGUUGUAGUUCCGAAGAUGGAGCACGCCGCACCGUCCCCGGUGCCUCUGGGUCAGGCUGAGAUCUUUCAGGCCCUGCAGCGACUGCACAUGACCAUCUACUCCCAGAGUGUCUCACCCUGUGGGAAGUUCCUGGCAGCUGGCAACAAUUAUGGGCAGAUUGCCAUCUUCAGUUUGUCUGCUGCCUUGAGUUCAGAGGCCAAAGAAGAAAGCAAAAAACCCAUGGUGACCUUCCACGCCCACGAUGGGCCUGUCUAUAGCAUGGUCUCCACGGAUCGGCAUCUCCUUAGUGCUGGCGAUGGGGAAGUGAAGGGCUGGCUUUGGGCGGAAAUCCUCAAGAAGGGCUGUAAGGAACUGUGGCGUCGUCAGCCACCAUACAGGACCAGCCUGGAAGUACCUGAAAUCAACGCCUUGCUGCUUGUCCCCAAGGAGAAUUCACUGAUUCUAGCCGGGGGAGAUUGCCAGCUGCACACUAUGGACCUGGAAACUGGGACCUUCACACGGGCCCUUCGGGGCCACACAGACUACAUCCACUGCCUGGCACUGAGGGACCGCAGCCCUGAGGUGCUGUCUGGUGGUGAGGAUGGAGCUGUGCGGCUUUGGGAUCUCCGUAUAGCCAAAGAGGUUCAGACCAUUGAAGUCUAUAAGCAUGAGGAGUGCUCGAGGCCCCACAAUGGGCGCUGGAUUGGAUGUUUGGCUACUGACUCAGACUGGAUGGUCUGUGGAGGCGGCCCAGCCCUCACCCUCUGGCACCUCAGGUCUUCCACGCCCACCACUGUCUUUCCCAUUCGGGCACCGCAGAAGCAUGUCACCUUCUACCAGGACCUGAUCCUGUCUGCUGGCCAGGGCUCUUGUGUCAACCACUGGCAGCUGAGUGGGGAGCUUAAGGCCCAGGUGCCUGCUUCUUCCCCAGGGCUGCUCAGCCUAAGCCUCAACCAGCAACCAGCAGCCCCAGAGUGCAAGGUCCUGACUGCUUCAGGCAAUAGCUGUCGAGUGGAUGUCUUCACCAACCUGGGCUACCGCGCCUUCUCCAUGUCUUUCUGACAUCAGGAUCCUCCGUCUCAGGAGCUGGAGUUCACUGUUUGUGUUUUGGGAUGGGGGUUGCUUUAUGUUAGCCCAGGCUGGCCUGGAACUCACUGUGGCUCAGCUUGGUCUCAGACCUUGAGCACUCCUAUCUAUUGCGGAAGUGCUGAGAUUUGGGCCCGUGAGCCACUGAGCUCAGCUUUUUUUUUUUUUUUUCUGUCAAAAUAAAGUUUUAGGCUUUU